AUGCCAGAGCGGAACAGGCUAAUUUUGAUUGAACUGUUUCUUUCUCCCAACGGGAGCCUAUUGGAGUUGAUAAGAAGUGCGGAACAGGCUAAUUUUGAUUGGAUUGUUUCUUUCUCCCAACGGGCGCCUAUUGGAGUUGAUAAGAAGGUAUACGGUUGGUUCGAUAAUAGAAGAGUUUUGAGGAGGAAUUCAUGGCAAGAUGGAGUUCAAGAAACCAACUGCCCUAUGAUGCCAGGGGAAAACUGGACGUAUAGUUUUCAGAUGAAAGAUCAGAUUGGAAGUUACUUUUACUUCCCUUCACUCUUGCUUCAAAAGGCUGCUGGAGGAUAUGGUGCUAUCCGCGUCAAGGACUGCAAUGUUAUCCCUAUUCCGUUCUCUCAUCCCGACUAUGAGUAUGAUAUAUUGAUUGGUGAUUGGUAUAACGCAGAUUACUAG
Messenger RNA from Fraxinus pennsylvanica, 435 nucleotides. The record is from the annotation of a GenBank genome assembly. NCBI's taxonomy places the organism in Eukaryota, Viridiplantae, Streptophyta, Magnoliopsida, Lamiales, Oleaceae.